Fusarium redolens is the source of this 857-nucleotide messenger RNA. RefSeq lists its product as uncharacterized. The record is from RefSeq and is a predicted model, not a curated record. The transcript has a single exon. Bases 192 to 527 code for a protein of 111 amino acids. Lineage: Eukaryota; Fungi; Ascomycota; Sordariomycetes; Hypocreales; Nectriaceae.
GUUAAGGCGAAUGCCGAUGUUGGCCGCAUCCUCUAGGCUUGAAACACGAUAAGGCCAAGCCGCUAAGGAAGGGGAGGCUCUACAGAUAGGAGAGAUUUCCAGAAUAGGAAUUUGUUUAAUUGUGACCUGUUCGGUACAAGAAAUGUUGCUUGCCCUCUAAGGAGACACUUUGAAGAGGUACCUCUGAGUUCAUGAAGUCUGCCGCUUUCCAAGCCAGCACUAGCUGCUUCUGUCCAGUGUUCAUAUUCCCUGCUCAAGAAGCCCUUCUUGGGCGCGAAACCUUCUGGAAUCACAUGCAAGCAGAACAUGAUCGUAAAUGUUGCGAGCACGAGACACGAAAUACCCACCCUGCCAUCCUACAAAGGCCCUGUUAUGACUCACACUCUUACCAUUUCCAUGGGCAUGGUGGGGCUGGUUCAUAUCCCGAAACGGCUAUUGUCGCCUCGCUGCAAUUACGGCAAACCCGAGACUGCUCGUCCCAUGGGCUCCUGAGGGAUAAAAUGGCAUCGCCAUGUAACUGGGCAUAGCAUUGAGUUUGCGAUGCGAGCAUUUACCUGAGCAGAACCAUACAGAGCCGCAUACGCCAUGGCUGACCCCGGGCCAAAGAUCAGGGUCAAGACGACGAUGCCGACCCUUCCGCUUGCGACGCCGCGGGCCAGCAUCAAGACGGAGCGGCUGGUGCUGCGGCCGCUGUCGCAUGAGGACCUGGCCGACUACCACGCUCUGCGCACGCAGCCCGAGGUGGUCGAGUAUAUGCCGACGGGGCGGGCGGACCGGGACCUGGAUGAGACGCGGGCGGUGCUGGACCGCGUCGCCGGCCCGGGCCGUGAGGCCGACACCUUCGUCUGGGGCGUGCG